AUUUACGAGUAAACGUACAAUAUGGAUAACAACAUAAGAAACGUAAAUCCAAAUAAUAUAAGGAACGUUUUUGAUAUAAGACAAAAACCGGGGAACGUCUCAUCUCCGUCUAAUAGCUUAGAAAGCAACAGGAACGAAAGCGUCCGAGAUAAUAACGACUAUAAUGAUUCAAAUUUUUUGUGUUUGCUCUAUAAAAACGGAUUUCUUGGCGCGGCUUAUUAUAAUUUUGCAGAAAAAACUCUUAACGUUUACGAAGAGAUGCCCGAGCUAAGUCCCCGUUACAUAAUGACAGCCACUUUAAUCCGAGAAGUAGCUCCAAAGCACAUACUGACCUUCGGCAACCCCUCCGAAGAAUUCGUUAAGACCUCCAUAGAAUUAUUCACUUCUGAUUCCGAUACCACCAAUAGCACCAGCAUCACCAGAUUGCCUGAAAACUUUUAUUUGGUUUCUCUUAAGGAGUUUUCCUACGAAGCUUGCAAGACAAUAGUCACAAACAUUGAUGUAGCUUCUAACAGUUUAGAGAAUACAGAUGUUAAGCAAGAAGUUUAUGUGCGCUCUGUAAUCAAUAUGAACCACAGGUUAUCAGUUCAAGCUUUAGGGGCUAUAUAUAAGUAUUUGGAGAAGCAUUGGUCAAUGUUUGGGGUGGACCAUCAUGAAGCUGUAGUUUUGCAUAUACAGCAAGUCACUUUACGAAAUCACGUACUGAUAGAUCAUGCCAGUUUUAAGGCCUUACACAUCUUCUCACCCAAGGCACACGAUGCUGGAUUUAAAAGGGGAGAUUCUAGCCACAGGGAGGGACUCAGCCUAUAUAAAUUCUUCGUUUAUGCUUGUAAGUCUAAAAUGGGACAGGCGCAGUUAAGAAAUAUUCUUUUGUCGCCUAUAAAUGACAAAAAGGAACUUGAGAAGCGACUGAGUUUCUUAACGUUCGCCUUAAAUCCGUCCAAUAUGGAUAUUAUAGCGAAUAUUCAGGACAAUAUUAAGCAGUUUAAAAAUGUCGCUUAUGUGGGUUUGAUUUUGGCCAAAAUUCAAAACGAACGGGCGACCAAUAAAGACUGGUUCAAACUGCAUAAAAUGAUCUACCACACAAUUUUUAUUAACGAUAUAAGUAGGAGUUAUCGCGAGCAAUCAGAGCUUUUUCAAGAGCUUAACUGCUGCAUAACAGAAAACUUACUGAGGCUACAAGAAUCAAUUGCAAACGCUUUGGAUUUUAAUGCUGGCAGCAAGAAAGGGCGUCCAGUUAUUAAGUUCGGAUUGGAUGUGGAAUUGGAUGCAAAACUUCUUCGAGAAAGGGAUGUAGUGAAACACGUGACUGCCGCAGCAAGAUUCGCAGUAGACGAUUUGCCCUCGUACAUAAACGAAUGUAAAAUCGUUUAUUUGCCAGAGAUGGGUCAUCUUAUGGCGAUCAAAGAGUGGCAAGAGGACUGCGAUCCCGACCAUUUGCAAGAUUUGGGGUAUCAGUUUAUGUUUUCUAUUGGUGGCGUUAUUCAUUACAAGAAUCCUCUUUGCAUCGAUCUCGACAGAAGAUUGGGUGACAUAAACGCCGAAAUUAUCGACCAUGAAAAUCGAAUCUUAAGACGUCUCUCGGCCCUUACAACGAAAUACAAUAAAGACAUUCGUGAUGCCCUCAAAAUUGUCGCCCUUCUAGAUUGUUUAAUAGCGAUGUCAAAAGUAUCACAACAAAACAACUACGUGAAACCCAACUUGAACGAGCAAAGGGUACAUGAAAUUCAAGAGUGCCGACAUCCGCUAUUAGAGAGAAUAUUAACAAGUUUCGAAACUAACGAUUAUUUUUCGGGGGGGACACAUAGUUGCGUCAAAGUUAUUACAGGGCCCAACGGUAGUGGAAAAAGCAUUUUCCUUAAACAAAUAUUUCUCACAAUUUAUUUGGCACACGUGGGCUGUUAUGUACCAGCUAAGAAAGCAGAUAUCGGGCUAGUGAGCAGCAUGCAUUGCAGAUUGCAUACAAAUGACGCGGCUGUAGUCAGAUUAUCAUCGUUUAUGACUGAUAUAGCACAAACUUCUCAAGCCUUCUUCUAUAACUCCCCAAGCUCCCUAAUCAUUUUAGACGAGUUUGGUAAAGGCACAGUCGAUAAAGAUGGCAUUAUUUUACUAGCAGCUUUUUUAAAAUCGUUCCUAUUGAAAAAAGAUCAAUGUCCACACAUAUUGGUCUCCACUCAUUUACAAAGGAUCGCCACCUUGUUACCGGAAACCCCUUAUUUGGAGUAUAUGAAGAUGGAGCAUGUGGUGGAGAAUGGACAUUUUUGUUUCUUGUACAAAAUGUCAAAAGGAGUUUCCAGUAGUUUCGCCUUUGACGUGGCCUCCACCAUUGUCAGUUCAAGUCUUAUAAAGCGAAGCAAAUAUUAUUUCGACUGUUUGCAGCAUAAUAAACCGAUCGCCAUACCAGAAGUGUCCGAGAAAAUUCAGCGGCAUCUUUUAAAUGCGGAUUUUGAGGAUGACGGUCAAACCUCAUUUGAACCGACCAUUCUGCAGGAAAGUCGCGACGCUCCCGCAUUUGAGACUGUUGAGAUGGUUUCUUCGGCGGAAUCUUCGGAUUUUAGUCAUUAGUGGUUA
Molecule: messenger RNA, 2571 nt
Organism: Anthonomus grandis grandis
Lineage: Eukaryota; Metazoa; Arthropoda; Insecta; Coleoptera; Curculionidae
Product: mutS protein homolog 5-like
Exons: 13
Coding region: 22-2565 (847 amino acids)
Biological process (GO): mismatch repair; chiasma assembly
Cellular component (GO): nucleus
Molecular function (GO): ATP-dependent DNA damage sensor activity; ATP binding; mismatched DNA binding
Source: RefSeq, a predicted model, not a curated record